Messenger RNA from Gadus macrocephalus (Pacific cod), 1551 nucleotides. RefSeq names its product Zinc finger protein 706-like. Bases 132 to 362 code for a protein of 76 amino acids. The transcript is spliced from 4 exons. The record is from RefSeq and is a predicted model, not a curated record. Lineage: Eukaryota; Metazoa; Chordata; Actinopteri; Gadiformes; Gadidae.
UGUAGAUAAUAUGUAUUUGUAGAUUUACAGCAAAAUGAUGUAGCCAAAUGCCCUCUCUAAAGAUUCCUCUGAAAGUCUCAGUGGUAAAAGGAAACGACUGAAGAAAAGAAAGCAAGAUACAAGCUAGGAUCAUGGCUCGAGGGCAGCAGAAGAUCCAGUCCCAGCAGAAGAACGCCAAGAAGGCUUCAGAUAAAAAGAAGGGUGGUUUGGCUGAGCAGAAGUCAUCAGCAAUGGCAGCUCUGGUCCACACCUGCCCUGUCUGCAGGACAAUGAUGCCAGACCCCAAGACCUUCAAGCAGCAUUUUGAGAGCAAACACCCCAAGUCCCCCAUGCCUCCAGAGCUUGUGGACGUCAAGGCAUAGGAGAGCAGCAGGCUGGAGUCCCCUGCCCGAGUGAUGGAUACACAAUGACGAUGACUUGAAGGAAAAACAAGAUCCCCCAACGGUGACUUCUGGGACCCCGGUGUUUGUUAAUAUCAUGGACAGAAUGGCUUUAUUCGGUGGUGAUGAUGCCUAUGUUGUGUGUCUGUGCAUGUUGGGAAAAGAACACUGAGUAAACCAGCAUCUGUUAUUUUUUUAUUUGUCUUUUGAGCAAAACAGCUUAUCUGCUUUGUGUCCCAUAAUGUUCCAUAACGAACAGAACGGUUGCUUUUGUCUGAAACUGCUAAUGACCGACCACAAAGCAAACAGCCGCCACACCCCCUUUAAAAUAUAUUUCGGUCAGGCCAAAACGCAUCAUUACGGAGGUGUGUCAUGUUUGUGUUUGAAUGGAUAUGACCAUUGUCAUGACAUUUAUCCUGCAUCAAUAACCUGGACUUGCACAGCAAACCACUAGCUAAAUUCAUUGUGCUUUUUUUUGAACGAUUAAAUACAAGUUGUGGAUAAAACAAAGAACAUGUUUGAAAGUUUUUAGCUUUUUGGGACCAAGGCUUUCCAGGCCAAACAACGCAAAAAAAAAAAGGCUCUGGUUCCGAUUUGCUUCUUUCCUCUUGGUCAUGCCUCGACCAACAGUACCCAGUGACCUUGAGUGUAUUGGGUGUUGUUCAUCCAUGCCUCACUGUUGCAAUGUUAAGACACCCUGGGUCAUGCAACCCCUGCUGCCCACCCUAUCGCCAUGCACUGAGGUUACGUUGUUCUAACCGGCCUCAUUCUACUACUGGCCAUCUUUGUUCUGGCCUUUAGGUGAAUGAGGCCCAUGGUGCAAGACUUGGGAAUAGAAUGUAAGGGUGACAUUCGCCGCAUUCAGGAUUCCAUUGGUUCCAGAACUAUGCACGUAUACCUCCUGAUACUUGCUCUCUUGUGGUCUCUUAAUCACUAUUUCAACUAAUUUGAAUUCACUGCCGUGAACUGAACAGUUCGGAUGACAUUUCAGGCAAAGGCCAAGACGUUGUAGCGGUCUAAUUUUUUUUUAUAUAUCUAUAUCUAGAUAUAAAGAUUCAAACUUGCGCAGCAUCAUGCAAUUGAAGUAUAAAAGGCUAACUAAUUAGUUACGACUGCUGAUGUAUGUUUUGCUUUUUAACCUUUUCAAUAAACGGCAAUGUAUUUAAAGUAA